This is a messenger RNA of Numida meleagris (helmeted guineafowl), 4200 nucleotides long. Its product is annotated as cell wall protein DAN4-like. Bases 56 to 1096 code for a protein of 346 amino acids. The record is from RefSeq and is a predicted model, not a curated record. The transcript is spliced from 5 exons. NCBI's taxonomy places the organism in Eukaryota, Metazoa, Chordata, Aves, Galliformes, Numididae.
GUGCCGCCCGCCCCGCCCCAGUCCCGCCGGCGGAGGCAGCGCGGAUCGGCCCAGCAUGGAGGGGACGCGGCGCGCCCUGCUCCGCCUCGCCGCCGCCUGCUGCCUGCUCUGCGCCCUGCCAGGAGAGGGACAGAAGACAACAGAGACCGUGGUGCUGUCACCUCUUCUUAACACAGUGCCAACCUCUCAUCAGCUCAGGGAAGUCUCUGACCUCAGCCCAGACACUACUGCUGUUCCAGAGACAAGCUUGGAGAAAAACGUGACUGCUGCAGCACUCAAUGCCACUGGAGUUCACCCUACGGAUGAGGAUGCCUUCAUCUCUGCCACUCCUGUGGUUGGCACCGAGACAGAGAGACUGCAGGCUUCCACCACUGCCAGCCCCACAGCCAUCACAGUUAUACAGCAUGAGCACCACAACAUGAGCUUGUCAGCUAACAGCACUGAAAUCCCCUCCCCUGCCUCAACAGCCAGUACUCUGGAAAAAAAUCUGCCUGACCAUGAAGUCACAGAGCCCUUCAGCGCAACCGAAGAAAUGGAUGAUGCCAGCAGUGCCACCCCAACACCUCCAAACAGCGUGUCUGCAACAACCAACAGAUCUCAGCUGGAGCCGACCAGUGGGCAGACCAUGGGGCCCACAGUGGCAAGAGCUGAAACCAGGCCAGGAACAAGCCCUGUAGUGAGCACAGAGGCAGAGGCCUCUGCUCCCACCUCCACUGUAGGGAGCACAUCCCCUGCCACCACCUCCAGUACUGUUACGAUGAGACUCCCCAUGACCAGCUCUACCGCUGCCAGCACAGCCGCCAUCCCCACCAGCACAUCUCCAGUGGGGCAGCAAUUGGAGCCCAUGCAUGAGAAAGCUUCUGUGCUGGAUGUUGGUGAUGAUGAAAAUCCAGAGCUCCCAAGUUCUCCUACAAUGAGGGCUGACCCCUCGGUAAUCGCAGUGAUCUCCGUCUUCAUUGUCAUGGUGGGCAUCCUGGGCUUGGUGGGCUUCCUGAGAUACCGCCAGCACAACAGCCACAUGGAGUUCCGACGCCUGCAGGACCUGCCCAUGGAUGACAUGAUGGAGGAUACCCCCCUCUCACUCUACAGCUACUAGGCAGCCAGGCUGCCUCUGCCUGGUGGGCUGAACUUCCCAGGGGAGAAGGCCUUGAGGACUCAGUCCCAGACAAUCUGCUGACAAAUGAGUGGGCUCUGACUUGCACACAACUGAAAGAUUGUUUUCAGAUGGCUUUUGGUUUUAGAUAUUUUAAAUAGUUCAGUGUUGAAAUUUUUAUGCUGGAAAUCAGAGCCCAGGUCUGGUUUAUUCCUCCGGGCUCUCCUAGAAAAGAUGUCCCAAAGAGGAGCCUCCUCAUUUUAGCGUGGUGACCAAUUAGCAAAGACAACCUUUACCAUCGUGUUCUGCAUGGAGCUCUUCUGUCCAUCUUGGCAGCUGCUGCUUUCAGAGGAGAUGGACGAGUGAGCCAUGCAAAAGCCGUUACACUGGUGGAGUCAGCACAGGAGACUGCUGUUUUCUGAGGGAGUGAAGGAGGCAGAGAUCCAUUCUCUAAGGCUCCUUCUUGUUCUGUAUUUUUUUUGAGGUUUGUUUUGUCCUUGCACUUUUUUUUGUUGUUGUUCCUAUUUCAGCUUUAGUCAUGGGCUCGGCACUGCCUAUCCUGAAACACCUAAUGUGAGGAUGACAGACUGCUCUGCUUCUUUCCUUCAUGCACACCUUUUCUCAUGAAGGGAAAACAGUUACGUGGCCACUCGAGAAGUACCCCUGCUUAGAAACUGCUGGGAGGACAUAAGUGUGAUGUUAACUCAGGAGGGCUUGUCAGAACUCAGUCUGUUGCCAACCAGACAUGCUAGCUUAGUCUCACCAAAAUUACGAAACUGGGUCUGCCAUGCUUGCUGCUUUCAGCUGCUUUCAGUGUAAGCUCCCUGCCCAGCCUCGGUAAAUGCUUUAGUCCACUUUUCUGCCUGGAUUGACACGUCUUUCUUCAGAUACCUCCCAUUUUGCUGCUAGGAUCUGGUUUCUGAAAGCUAUUAUAUAAAACUAGUACUGCACUGUCUCUCUUCUUAGUGCAAGGUCAAAGCUCCUUUAUCCUAUAAUGUUGGUCUUUGAGCCAGUCAGUGUCCUGUCCCGAGGACAGAACCUGGAUGUAGUGCCUUCCUCCCUUCCCUUUCUAGGUAUUAGGCUGAUUAGAUUCUGCACUUUUGCCUCAAAAUAUCACUGGUGUAAACUGCAAAGCUUUAAGGUCCUGCAAGGAAACCCACAGACCAGAUCCUCUGAGCAUAAGUCUGAGGGUUUUCAGGUGCCCUUGCUUCAGACAGACCGGUUAGUGCAUGGCAUGGAAGUCUUCAUGUCAUGAAUACUGGCUCCUGUUUUCUAGUUCACAUUUGAUUGCGGGUAAAGAGAAGCAUGUGUCCUCUCAAGAGUGUUGGAUUUCUGACUAAGUUGCUCCCUCAGGACACAGCAAGGGCUAGAAGUUACGUACAGUUGCCUCCCACACUGCUCUUAGAAGCCUCUGUCUCUCCUCCUUCAGUAGCAACGCUCACAGACCCAACAAAGGAUGGAUAACAAGACUCACUACCAAAAGUAUCUAUUUUUUUUUAGGGCUGUUACUACUCUUCUUAGCAAGGGAAGGGGAAAUUCCCCAUCAAAUGGUCUGCAAAGCCCAAAGAUGGAGAAGAAGUGGUCAAACAAAUAAACUAAGUAAGGCAGCAGUUCCUUCUUCGGAAGGGCUGACAAGUGGCUGCCGUGCAGUUCGGGUUCAGCUGUUGGCUUUGGCCUUGCGUCUGUUUAUUGUAAGGGUGCCCAGCACAACGGGGAAGAAUGGUUGGUUCUCUCCUCCUAUUAUUGCAUGAAAACUGAAGGGCAAUUGUCACAACUCCAAAGCUUUUGUAUCAAGCAUUGUCUGCACAGAGCAAUCUCCUUAGCUACAGGCUUGUUCCCCCGCCGCAGGGCAGGGUGCUACUGGUUUUUUGGCACAAAGAGAGGCAAGUUCGUGGUGGAAAAUAGAACUCCAUCCUGUCUGGAACUGGCGUAGGCUGGCAGAGCUGGAAAACCGUCUCUGCACCAAACAGAAAGGGCAGGGGCUGGCUGCUCUGGGUGCCCAUUUGCUGUCCAGGGGAAAGGGGUGAGGGAGGAAACUCGCCCAACCAAAGUGCAACUUUCUUUGUAAGAUAUGUUAAUAGUGGAUUUUUUUUCUGCAAUAAAGUUACAAAUUCCAAAGGCAUGCCCCACAUCCUCGUAUUUUGAGAUGGUUGAAUUAGAUGAAAUCUGCCUUAGAGAGCCACGCUAAUCUAAAGCACCUUCAGACUCUCCUUUGCUUCUGAUUGAAGCUGUCCUUAUUGCCAUCCAUUGUCAACUGUAACCCUCUAUUUACAGAAAUACCCUCAGAGCCAGACUAAUCCAAGCCUAGAUAGCGUCAGCAUUGGUCAGACUAGAUGAUCUUAGUGGUCUUUCCAACCUUAACAAUUUGAUGAUCUGUCAUGCUUCUUUCUGUAGCGCAGAAAUCAAAGCAAACUGAAGCGAACACACUUGUUUAGUUUCAUAGCUGAGGUGAGGCUGCCAGCUUUGGAGAUGGACCACGGACCAGUUGCGCAGGCUACUUCUCCACACAGCAAAGAAAGCUUUAGCAGCAGUUGUUUUCUGGUUCUCACCAUUUCCACACCUUCCUUUGAACACAGUGCUUGCCUUUGAUGGUCUCCUGGGGCUUAGUUUUAACGCCUCUUGGGCUAAGGCACAAUUAUAAUUAAUGAGCAUGGGGACAAGAAUCGAUCAAAUCAUGUCUGAAGCCAAAUGGGAGGGAAAGAAACCCAAAUCAGAGCUUGAGACCCACCUGCUUUCUCUGCCCUUCCCUCCUUUCCUUCCCUGGUCCACGGUUUGAAGGGUGGAUAACAGCCCUGUGCUUACCACCCCUUAGAGGAGAGUGCAAGAAGCAUUGCACUGAGUCAGGGAGCAGAAGCACAGCAGCAAGGCAGGGAGACAUGGCGAUGCAUUUCUGUAAUGAAGGCUACAAAAUGAUGCACAACUUGGGAAGCUUUCAGGCUGUGGCCAAGCAAUGCUCUCCUUGUACUCGGGGGAAAACAGAAAAUGCCUGCUGUCAUUUUCCAAAUACCAAGGAAGGAAACAGCAGGCUGCGUGCCUCCACGUUAUUUAUACUCAAUUAUCUGUAACUAUACUCAAUUCAGUAAAAAUGCAGAUUUCUCAUGGGGGAA